UCUUUAGUUACUCGCCGCUUCUCCCUCGUUCCUCCCCUCUCGCUUCAUCCUCUUCUCCGCUCCUCUCUCUCUCUCUCUCUCUCUCUUCGUUGCCUCAUUCUCAUAUUGGGAUCUGCGACGAGGCGCUCCUCUUCUUAUUCUUCUUAUCCUUCUUCUUCCUAGUAUUCGUCUUGUUUAUUAAUAAUCCUCACUCACUCCCAACCACGUCAUUAGCUAAUAUUUUUAAUCACUGAAUGUCGAAGCAUUAAUCGAGCUCUACUCUCUAUAUAAGUACCCGAAGAAGGAAAUGCUCGUUGCGAUCGGAUUCCGCUAGGGUUUCUUCGCCCUGAUGCGCGAACCCUAACGCGUUCGAUCGGAGGUUGCGGGGGAAGGGGAAUGGCGGAUUUCCGUCAGAAGCAGGGCGCGGCCGAUCGGGAGUUCCGGCGGGGACUCGAGGAGCUCGUCCGCGGCCACAUCGACGGGUGCAUGAGCUCCGCCACCGCCGCCGCCGCAUGCAGCUCCGGCGGCGGGGACGAGGACGAGGGCGGCGGCGGCGGCGGAGGAGGAGGAGGAGAGCAGGUGGCGCGGCGGAGGCGGAGGUCGGACCUGGAGGGGGACGACAUCGCGGAGACGUCGGCGGCGGCGCGGCGGCAGUCGCGGAUCAUGAGCCGGUGGGUGGCGCGCCAGGCGGAGGAGAUGAUGAUCACCACCAUGGAGCGCCGCAACCGCGAGUCGGAGCUGAUGGCGCUCGCGGGGCUCCACACCGUGUCCAUGCUCGACGCCUCCUUCCUCCGCGAGUCCCGCGGCGCGUCCCGCUCCCCCGUCGAGCGCCCCGCCGCCGCGCGCGCCUCCUCAGUCCUCCAGCGCUGGCGCGAGCUCGAGGGCGCCGAAUCCGCCGGGGAUCGGAGGCGAUCUCCCGCCCCCGCCCCGCCGGAGCGCCGCGCUGCCGAAGCCCGUCGCUGGGCCCCACGGCUUCCCGUCGAAGACGACGACGACGACGACGGCGGUAGGGGGUCCAGCAGAGAGCAAUCCCCCGAACUCGGCGACGUUGAGAGGGAGAGAGUGAGGCAGAUUCUUCGGGGUUGGACGGCGGAGACCGGAACCACGGACUCGUCGGCGGCGUCUCGCAACUCCGCCGGUGGCGAUAGCCCGAGGGCGGAGUGGCUCGGCGAGACCGAACGAGAGAGGGUGAGGCUGGUGAGGGAGUGGGUUCAGAUGGUGAGCCAGAGAGACUCCCCAGGGAGUAGGAGUAGGAGAGAGGAGAGGGAAUUGCCGGCCGCCGACCACGAGGAGGGUCAGCCGGAGAAUGCGAGGAGAGACCUGCUGAGGCUGCGAGGAAGGCAAGCUCGGCUCGAUCUCAUCAUGCGGAUUGUUAGAGACAGGCAGAGUGAGCUUCAGGGAUUGUCGGAGCAUCGCGCCGUUUCAGAUUUCGCUCACCGGCAGCGCAUCCAGUCAUUCCUUCGAGGUAGAUUCUUGCGUAAUGGAAGGCCUGCAGAGGAUGAGAGACCACCAUCCAUGGCAGCUCGAGAAUUAGGCCUGUUGAGACAGCGGCAUCCUGUCUCUGGCUUGAGGGAAGAACUUCGCUUCAGACUUGAAAACAUUAUCCGUGGUCAAGCAAGUAGCCAUUCAGAGUUUUCUAGUAUGCGCAACAAUGAUGGCUCCAGAAAUGACCAGCCACAGGGUCAUAACACAAAUGUCUCGAGAAAUGAUGAGUCUCACAGGACUAUGGCAUCAGAGGAAUUAAAUGAGAACCCCAUCCUUCCUCAAACUAACGUUCAGAAUACUGAGGUACAUCCACAAACAGAGGUGCACACAACUGUUGAGAUCCCAAACAGAAGCAUAUCAAAUGUUGAUAGUGUACAGCGAGAUUCAGUUUCCCAAGAACAAAAUUGGCGAGAGGAAGAGUAUGGUGCAGGGCUUCAUGAAAGAGGGGGGACUGAGGAAGAACCUGUUAUGAACUGGCGGGAAAAUGUGGACCAUGAAUGGGCACGUGAGAUACCUGAAGAUGAAGAUGGAGAGAAUAGCCAUUUCCAAGAAGUGAACGAGGACUGGCAUGAGGAUGAUACUCGAGAGUCUGUAACAAACUGGCAAGAAGUAAUUUUAGAUCCUCCAACAGGUGAACAGUCCAUUCCGAGCAGAAGAAUCAGCAGGUUUAGUCUUCCUGAUGAUGACAAUGUCUAUGGCAUGGAGCUCAGGGAGCUACUAAGCAGGCGGAGCGUUUCAAAUCUUCUUAGCAGUAGCUUCCGUGAAAGUUUGGACCAAUUAAUACAGUCCUAUGUUCAAAGACAAGGCCGCUCUCCCUUCGGUUGGGAUCUUGAAGGAACAUUGCCAACUCCUGCUUCGCUUGAGGAAGAUCAAGCUGAGAAUGAAGGUGAUAAUCCAAACGAGGCUCAGCAGGAUCCUGUUUCUCGACCUCAACUUGUGCUACAACCUCCUCCAGUUCCUCCUCCCCCACCUCUACGGCCCUCAGAAUUACAUCGUAGUGAUUGGACUCGACAGAGCGUGCAUCGAACAGAAAUUGAUUGGGAAAUCAUCAAUGAUCUAAGGGCUGAAAUGGCCAGACUACAGCAGGGAAUGAGUAAUUUGCAACGGAUGUUAGAAGCAUGCAUGGAUAUGCAACUAGAGUUACAACGCUCGGUCAGACAGGAAGUUUCAGCUGCUUUAAAUCGAUCUGCAGGAGGACAAGGAAUGGGUGCAGAGACAUCAGAGGAUGGAUCGAAAUGGAGUCAUGUGAGGAAAGGGACUUGCUGUGUCUGCUGUGAUGGUCAUAUCGACUCCCUUCUUUACAGAUGUGGGCACAUGUGUGCGUGUUCAAAGUGCGCAAAUGAGUUGGUUCGUGGGGAUGGCAAGUGUCCUUUGUGCCGCGCACCCAUCGUUGAGGUAAUCCGAGCAUAUUCCAUACUGUAACAAGUAGGUAGGAGGAGAAAAAAGGGAUUAAAUUGCAAGGGCAUUGAGUUUCUCAGCGGAAUUUGUAUGUUAUGUUCAUCGAUGCUGUAAUUGUAUUUUUCCAUUCUUUCGCAGCCGGUCAUUUGGUGAUUUUUGAUGAUUUUGAAUUUUGAUGAACUUACUAAUGGCACAUUAUUCAUCAUUAAUCUCCCAAUAAGUGAUUUAAUCUUACUCCCCUUUUCUUUUGGUUUC
This is a messenger RNA of Ananas comosus (pineapple), 3117 nucleotides long. RefSeq lists its product as uncharacterized. The coding region runs from base 376 to 2886 and encodes 836 amino acids. The record is from RefSeq and is a predicted model, not a curated record. The transcript is spliced from 7 exons. Lineage: Eukaryota; Viridiplantae; Streptophyta; Magnoliopsida; Poales; Bromeliaceae.